Messenger RNA from Populus nigra (black poplar), 1942 nucleotides. Its product is annotated as ethylene-responsive transcription factor RAP2-13-like. Gene Ontology annotation, biological process: regulation of DNA-templated transcription. Gene Ontology annotation, molecular function: DNA binding; DNA-binding transcription factor activity. Bases 600 to 1634 code for a protein of 344 amino acids. NCBI's taxonomy places the organism in Eukaryota, Viridiplantae, Streptophyta, Magnoliopsida, Malpighiales, Salicaceae. The transcript has a single exon. The record is from RefSeq and is a predicted model, not a curated record.
CUCGCGGGAUAAAUCAAGGAAGAACAAGAGUGGUUCACGCCAAAGGACAGCGAGAGAAAAGUAAAGGCAAGAGUGUUGAGUGAGCGUUUUUUGGUUGCUGGUUUUUUAAAAUUUAAUCAACCCCCCCCUCUCUGUAUCACCCCGCUUCUCUGAAUCCCUUUCUGUUAAUCAUCUGUCUUUCAAGUUGUGGUUUUUGGUUUGUUUUUUGGAAGAAAGCAAUGCUUAGAAAGCAAACUUAACAAAGAUUUUAUCGAAAGCCAGGUGUUUUCAGAAUCGAGAUCCAGUUUUUUUUGUGUUUUUGUAAUCUCUAGAAAGUUUUAAUCUUUCAUUUUCUGUUGAUUUUAAGCUUUUUAAUUUUUCUUUUGUUUAGUCGAAUCAGCUUGAAGGGUUGUUUUUUUGGUCCCUCAAGGUUGGUUUUUUAGGUUCUUGAAUCUAAAGGGGUCGUCUAUUUCCAAAACCUCUUUGAUCUUUCUUUAAUUUUUAUUUCUGAAACCCAAACCUGUUCUUUGAUUUUAAACGAGAACCAGGUUCGUUUUCUCAUAGUGAUAAAAUUUAGCUUCUUGUCUAUAAAUUUUGAUUCUUUUCUUGAAGGCUCUACAAUGGAUUUCCACAGUAGUAGUCCGCUUCAAUCAGACCUCCUCGGGGGUGGUGAGUUAAUGGAAGCACUUGAACCUUUUAUGAGAAGUGCUUCCCCUUCAACUACCCUAUCUCCUUCUCAAACCUCUAACUAUCCUUCUUCUCCUUCUCCCCCCUCUACAUCAUCCAAUCGGUUUUCUUUCUCCCCACAACCACCACAGCAACAUCAACAGUCCCUUUUCAACCCAGAAGGUAGCUGCUCUACGUCGACAACCUAUCCAUUUUCAACUGAGUUGUCGUUCAACGACCCAAUGGGUCUCCAGCAACCAUCCAGUUCAAUUGGGCUUAACCACCUUACACCAACCCAGAUCCACCAGAUCCAAACCCAGAUGCACUAUAAUAACCUCUCAUAUCUUCAAGCUUACCAACAACCCCAAACCCUCAAAUUCUUAUCCCCAAAGCCGAUCCCCAUGAAACAAAUCGGUACACCACCAAAAGCCACAAAACUUUAUAGAGGAGUAAGGCAAAGGCACUGGGGCAAAUGGGUCGCUGAGAUCCGUUUGCCCAAGAACCGAACCCGACUCUGGCUUGGCACAUUCGACACAGCAGAGGAGGCAGCUUUGGCUUAUGACAGAGCAGCUUAUAAACUAAGAGGCGACUUUGCAAGACUGAACUUCCCAAACUUACUCCACCAAGGGUCCUACAUCGGCGAAUACAAGCCUCUCCAUUCCUCAGUGGAUGCGAAACUUCAAGCUAUUUGUAAAAGCUUGGAGAACACUUCGCAGCAGAAACAAGGAGGGAAAGCAAAGAGGCAAAGUAACUCGACGAAGAAGAAAGCCAACUUGGCAGUGGUGACCCAGGAGGAGGAGCAAGUGGUUGUUAAGGCUGAGACAGAGUCCCCGGCAUUGACGGAGAGUUCUGCGUCGGGUGGAUCUUCGCCUUUGUCGGAUCUUACGUUCCCGGAUGUUGAGGAAACACCGUUGGAUUUUGAAUCGGGGAAUUUUAUGUUGCAGAAGUAUCCCUCUUAUGAGAUUGAUUGGGCUUCAAUUUUAUCUUAGAUUCGUUUUGUUAUUGUCUAGUCCUAUUAUUGUUAUUUUUAGUUGCCUUUUAGAUUUAGGGAUUUGGUCGCUGCGAUGAAGUUUUUGGCAGUUGCAGCCGAAGGGCCAAGAUUAGUUUUCAAGUUUGUAGUUGGGAGAUUUAGAUUGUACCAGGUGUUAUUAAUGAUAGGUAAAUAAUGUUUGUAUCAUGUAAAUUUCCUUCCAUGGUUAGCUGGUCAUUUUAUCUCCAGCUGAGCCAUGGAUACAUUUGUAUUUUUCUUGUAUGUUGUCCAUUGUCAUUAUAUAAGAAUUUGUUGUCUUUGCCUUGA